GGCAAUAAGCGCGGAGGAAAACCCACUCGGAGGCAAGAUGGCUGACUCGAGUGAGUGCUUCAACAUCGGCAGCACAGUGAGUUGCGUUACGUGCUUCGAUGAGGAGUUACAAGGCGAAGUUUUAGCGUUCGACUCGCACGUGAAGCUCUUGACACUGAAAUCGCCAGCCAGUAGUGGGAGGACGUCCCUAUGUGACAUUCGUAUGGUCAACCUUAGCUAUGUUUCUCAGGUUACAGUCUUGAGGGAAGCACCCGUCUCCUCCUUACCAACCCUGCCGUCUCUAAAUCUUACUAAGCUUAAUUCCCGAGCAAAGAGAAGCAUAGAAGAAAAGCAACGGCUAAUCCAGGCAAUGCAAUCUGGAGUGUCUCCUGAUGGUCAGAAGCUAUUUCUAACUAUCAAUAAAACGUUAGAGGAGGUGACAUGGAAGGGGGUUAAUAUUUUGGUGAUGGGGCAGGUCCUCAUCACGCCUCCAUACCAGUCGGACAACGUGAGAGAGCACAAGGAUGGGAAGGAGGUUAGCGCACUACAGCUUAAUUACAUCAAGAAAAUUGUGGACAAGUUUCAUAAGGAUCAACAGAGUAUGUCCAUGAACAACGGAACAAGUGCGACACCAGUUGUAGAGGUGCAAGCGGUGUCGCAGUGAGGCAACUGUCAGACCAAACACCUCAGGCAUGUACAACACCAAGGUGGGGGUGGGGAAGGGGGUGGGGGGAAUGGCCCGAGCUGAUUAACCCCACUUAUGAACUGGGUUUUCAUUAUUGCCAAUCGAAAGUGCAGGCCACUCCUAAGAUCAUCUCUGUGUACGUUUGAAAUUAUCCAGAGUGACUGGCAUUCUCUUCUCAGUUGAAGAAUGCAGUUGUAGUCACAAAAGGAGAAGUGCAAUUUAGUUGUUUCUUUUAUACAAACCCUAUUCUAGGUUCACGUGGUGAGACGUUAGAUUUGUCACAAGACGCAAAAAGUCAUAGGGGCAGUCUAGACUCCAUUAAAGGCUAUUAACAGUUAAUAUGAAAUAUACUGUUUUGUGAGAACUUUUUAUGAUCAUUUUUAUCAAGGUUGUUAAAUGUUGAAAUUGUAUUUUAGUUAAUGUGUGAGAACAAAAAUAAAGAAAUGAAUUUGAAGGUAAUCUCUGUAGAUAAUAUGACAGGUUGUCAUGUCUGGGAUAGCGCAUCAGCAAAUUGCAGUGCAUGAAAUAAAAGUUGAAUGAGAAAUCCUUGUAACAUCAAUAGAAAUAAUAAAGACACAUUUUUAUGUCUGUCUGAAGUUGUAUGUUUUUAUACAGUUUGUACCCUGUUCUAUAAGUUUUGGCUUUUCAUAUAACUGUGUGAAUUAGCAUAAUGUCUGUGAUGAGUAAUGAAAGGACUUUUUAAAGUUUUUGAUUCUGGAAAAGCACCAUGCCCUGUGCUCAGUUCCCAGAACACACACCUCCUUCCCUGUUUCCUCAAAGACAAACAGGACAAGAUCUUAUCCUUAAUGACUUCUCUAGAGAAUGUUAUUAAUUGAAUCCAGAUUAUGUGGGAACAUACCUGUAAGGCUUGGAGUGUGUGGAGUAUGUUGUUUUUCCAUGAGGAGUCAGCUGAUCAUUGCCAAUUGUGAUGUGCAAAGUGAUGUCCAACUUGUUCAAUUUUGUAUGGAGUCUAUGGCCUCGUUAAAUUACUGUGUACUUUGCAUUUGUUAAGAACCAAACUCUUUUGUUAACAAAGUAUAGUAUUUGAUACUUGGAAACAUAUUCUAAGAAAAUGGAGUUAACUUUUCAUAGUACAUCAAAGGAAUUUAAUGUUUCUCCCCAGAUGCAUUCGUGUUCAUUCAAAAUUACAAAUAUGUUAUUUUCCUCCGGGAUUAAAUGGGUGGUAAGUAAUGUAUGGAGAACAAAAUUUCAGUAUUUUUCAUUGUAUGAAACCCAGACAUUAAGUGAAAAGGUUUGAGGUGAUGGUAACUGUAUUUACAUAAUGAUGUUGUAUGUGACAUUAUUAUGAAAGCAUUUGAAAGACAGCUUGUAGGGGAUGAGUUUUAAAUAUUUAAUUGGUAUAUAAGAUGCAUUUUCUUCCUUGUUUUUCUACUUAUUCUUCAUUUGUAGAGAGAAAGCUAGAGAGAGAGGUUUUAGGUUCAGUGGAAAUGAGAGAGUGUUUGAAACUGUUCAUAUGAAUAGCUUAUAAUGCGUCAGUAAAUGCAGAUUACUGGAAGCAUGUCACAAUUAUCGGAAGAGACACGAAUUGGUCACAUAAGGUUGUUUUGGGAAAUUAAUUGAUAGAUAAUGUUACAUUGUGUCCAAAGUUACAGCUCUUUACUCCCAACAUUUCAUUUCUUAAAGAAAAAAAGAAAGAAAAACAGACAAAAACAAAAGUCUUGCUAUUCUUUGCCAUUUGAAUUGAAGGUGGGAUAGGGGAUUGCAAAAAUGUCAUUCAUUGCUUACUAGAGAACAUGGUACAGGCUACCUAAUGUUCAGAAGCGAAGUGGACUGUGAUAGCUGCCUGAUUUUCUGUGUUUCUCCCUUUUUCCUCUUCAUUUUUCCCCAUCCUUUUCCUCUCUUGUGAAAUGACGUUAAAGAAGAGAGGGCCAUCAUCUUUCUCCCCUCCUCUUGCCUCCUCCUUUCCCUUCAUCUUUUUUCUUCGGUCUUUACAGAGUACACCCUGGUCGUAAUGGCUGAGUGGGACAUUAUAGGUAACCCUUGUGCCUUCUUUCGUUGUCUAGCUGCCGAGAGAAAAUCAGGAGAAGCUUUUGUAUGUGCAGAGUGAAUGUUCAGAUAUUUUGGUCGUUUGCUAAGAGUUGUAUGAAUGUUGAUUUCUACGGUGAAUGAGUGCAUGUUUGUUAGUUGAAGUUCGAUGAAGUUCUUGAGAUUUUGGUAUUGACUUGUAAAUUAAUAAUCAUGAGCUGUAGCUUGAGAAAGGAAUCUCUCUCUCUCUCUCUCUCUCUCUCUCUCUCUCUCUCUCUCUCUCUCUCUCUCUCUCUCUCUCUCUCUCUCUCUCUCUCUCUCUCUCUCUCUCUCUCUUUCUCUUUCUCUCUUUCUCUCUUUCUCUCUCUUUCUCUUUCUCUCUCACUCUCACUCUCACUCUUAAUUUCUCAUCAGUGCACUUUCCCGCUCUCUUUUUCAACUCUCACCCACUCUCCUCUUUCUGUCUUUCAUUUUCUUUUUCUUUCGUUCUUUCUCUCUCACCCCCUGCCCUCUUACUCUCCCCUCAGAUUUAAUAAAGACGACUGGUAAGAAUGCCUGAGUUAACUUUACAAAAUUGAUUGGAAUGUAAAGAUUUAUAGCAAAAAAUCAACAAAUUUGCACCAAUUUUUAUACCUUAUUUCCCCGACCAAGGGACAUUUAUUUUUUAUAUCCCCCAAAAAUGAAUGAAUAUUGUCUUGUUUAUCCCUUAGUGAAUUAUAUGAGAGACGAUAAAUGAAUAAAUCAAGUCAAAAGGAAGUUGAGACUUUACCUUGAAGAGAAACAUAAAAGGGCCAUGCAUUUAAGACUUCGUGAUCCUCUCUGUUGUGCAAUGACAGAUCACAAGCAUUUGUUGUUGUAAUUAGUUUUCUUUCAUUCUUUUCCUUUUUUUUAAUGCUUAUGAUUUUUUUUUUUCUUUUUUUUUAGAAAUUCAUAAAUGAGAUAUUUUUUGAAAAAUAUAUAUUUUCUCUCUCGAACAAAUUUUCAUCCUGUUAAUCAGAUAGCAUAAAGCUGAUGAAUAGAGAGAGAUAGAGGAGAAUAAGAAGAAGAGUAGGAGGAGGAGGAGGAGAGGAAGAAUUAGGAAGCAGAGAAGAGGAAGAAAUAAGGAGGAGGAGUAAGUGGAAGAAGGACAAAAAGAAAGACAAACAAAUACCAUACAGUUAUGGCAAUAAAUCUUGAGACCAAAUUUGGGAAAUAAAAAAAAGAUGAAUAAAAGGUUGUGUUAGGGAUUGUGAAGCAGGGAGGCUGAAGGACCACGGUUUAGUAUACAGAUUACACAGUAGAUGCUCUUUGGUUAACUUGCUCUACUGUAUAAUUAGGAGCCCUAAGCCUGGUGGUUACUCGUGCACGUAGCAGGUGGUUUAAUUUUUGAUGUUCGGUAAAGUUAUUUGCAUUUUUUUUUUUUUCUUUAUUCCGAAAAUGCUGGAAAAUAAGCACAUAUGCUGCUCUAGAAUAUGUUGAAGAAAAUAAAUAAAAAUAAAAUAAACGGAAGACCGAAAACAAACAAUAUUUUGCAUCUUUCCAUAUUGUCAUUAUUUAUGAAUUUGUUUCAUAUCAUCAACAGUGGAAAUGUAUUUCUUUUAUCACUAGCUUUUGACAAUGAAAAUGUAAAAUUGGAGACAAGAGUAGAGACCAAAUAGCAGUUGUAGAGGAGAGUGAUUGACCAUUUGUAAUUUAUAAAGUGUAAAAACAGUCAAUAAAGACUUAAUGAUGUAGUUU
This is a messenger RNA of Penaeus monodon (black tiger shrimp), 4366 nucleotides long. RefSeq names its product protein LSM12 homolog. The record is from RefSeq and is a predicted model, not a curated record. The transcript has 5 exons. Bases 38 to 643 code for a protein of 201 amino acids. NCBI's taxonomy places the organism in Eukaryota, Metazoa, Arthropoda, Malacostraca, Decapoda, Penaeidae. Gene Ontology annotation, molecular function: RNA binding.